GAAGUGGCGAUGUUAUUUCUCAAAAACACCCACUGCUUUCUCCCCUCCCUCUUUACCGAGUCCGACUCUGUGGUGUUCUGUCCACAGACUUUCUUCUGUGAAGUAAUGCCUGGUUUCUGGACUCUUUGCUCAGCUAUGCAAUAAGAAAGAGGAUUAACGGAGCCGAGCAGCAGCAGGAAUUUGGCCUUUCAUCCAUCACCUGGUUCCCUCAAAGAAAAUACUCUUCCUUUGUGAUUCUUCCUCUCUUUUCUUUCUUUCUUCAACCCUCUUUCCAGCAUGACCCUGCUGUCAGAGGACCAGUCUGCCAGGCCCCAGCCUUGUCUGCUGUCAGAACCCGGGAAACACAUCAGCACGUCUUUGGACCAGUACAGACCAGACUCUAAAGAGGACUACAUGGACAGUGUGGAGACCUCUGUGUUUGGGGCUGUGGAGCCCCCUCGACGGUCUCGGGGUCGCCUGAUCCUCCACAGUUUGGUUAUGUUUGGUCGGGAGUUCUGCUACGCGGUGGAAGCGGCAUUCGUCACGCCGGUGCUCCUCAGCGUGGGUCUCCCCCGCAGUCUGUACAGCCUGGUGUGGCUGAUCAGCCCCAUACUGGGCUUUCUGCUUCAGCCCAUCAUCGGCUCAGCAAGCGACUACUGUCGCUCUUCCUGGGGCAGGAGGAGGCCCUACAUCCUGGUCCUCGGCAUCCUCAUGCUGGUGGGGCUCAGCAUGUUUCUCAAUGGAGAUGCAGUGGUCUCAGGUGAGGAACAGUUUGCAUGUUUUAGAUUUAGUGUUUUUCAACUUCUAGCUCAAAGUACGUUUUUGUUAGCUGGGAAAUAUUUUUUUAAAAAUUCCACUUUUAUCAUAAAAAAAGAAAAAAAAACUUGUAGCAUCUGAAGAAAAAGAUGAGAAAUUGAGGCAGGGUUGUGUGAGAAGCUGGCUCCAACCUGUUGCAUUAACAGGUGAUCAUUUUUAAAUCAAAAUUGAAGUGGAAAAACAUACUUUUUUGAUUGGCACUAAUUUUAGUCAAUUAUUGCCAUCUACACAUGUAAAUGUGAAAU
This is a messenger RNA of Oryzias melastigma (Indian medaka), 1040 nucleotides long. RefSeq names its product membrane-associated transporter protein-like. The record is from RefSeq and is a predicted model, not a curated record. Gene Ontology annotation, cellular component: membrane. The transcript has a single exon. NCBI's taxonomy places the organism in Eukaryota, Metazoa, Chordata, Actinopteri, Beloniformes, Adrianichthyidae. Bases 277 to 876 code for a protein of 199 amino acids. Gene Ontology annotation, molecular function: sucrose:proton symporter activity.